GCAGUCUGUUCUUCUCAAUUAAGUAUGGGCGAAUCCACAGUGAAAGUAAUCUUAUUCUCCUUAUGGAUUUCUUCUUACGCACGACUGUGAAGUAGAAAGCUCACCAUCUCUCUUAGAAGAAGAAGAACACACUGUACAUUGGUUCAAGAUCAAUUUGGCUUGGCAGAUGCCCUGUUGUUCUGGUACAAACAUUUGGUUCUCCACUAAGAUUUCUCGAUUUAAUUCGGUUCUGAUUUUAACUUGCCAAUUUAAAUCAUCAGACCGGGAUCCGGUUGUGCAGUUAUUCUUUAUUCGGACGGGUGGUGGCAGUGGCGGCGAUGGGAGAAAAACAAAGGAAGCUGCUUGUGUUGUAUGCCUCUCAGACCGGAAACGCUCUUGAUGCGGCGGAGCGUAUUGGCCGCGAAGCAGAACGCCGUGGACUGCCAGCUUCUGUCGUCUCCACCGACGAAUUCGACACGAGUUCCUUACCUCAUCAUGAGGAGGCUGUUGUUUUUGUUGUCUCCACUACAGGGCAAGGAGACUCUCCUGAUUCCUUUAAGGCAUUUUGGAGGUUUCUUCUUCAAAGAAAUCUGGGAAACUAUUGGUUGCAACAAGUUCGCUAUGCAGUGUUUGGACUAGGUGAUUCUGGUUACCAGAAGUACAACUUUGUAGCAAAGAAGCUAGACAAAAGAUUAUCAGAUCUUGGGGCCACAACCAUCAUUGAAAAAGGUCUAGGAGAUGAUCAACACCCAUCAGGGUAUGAAGGAACUCUUGAUCCGUGGAUGCUUUCUUUGUGGAGGACAUUAUAUCAGAUCAAUCCAAAAUACUUUCCUAAAGGUCCAGAUGUGAAAAUUCCUCAAGAUGAAGUAAUUGAUAAGCCUAAAUAUAGGAUUUUAUUUCAUAAGCAGGAGAAAUUGGAGCCUAAAUUAUUGUCAGAUUCAGAUAUCAUACAAAGAGCCCGUGGAAUGUCCCCAGGAAAAUUAUUCAAGGACAAAAGUAAACCAGACUGCUUUCUCAAGAUGACCCGCAAUGAAGUCUUGACUAAAGCUGAAAGCACAAAGGAUGUCCGCCACUUUGAGUUCCAGUUUGUUUCUUCUACUAUCGAAUAUGAAGUUGGCGAUGUUGUUGAGCUUCUUCCAAGCCAAAAUUCUUCAGUGGUAGAUGCGUUUAUAGAACGCUGCGGUUUAGACCCAGAAUCAUUCAUUACAGUUGGUCCGCGAGAGACAGAGAAUAGUAGUUUUAGUGAAGAAAUGAUUACACAGAUCCCUAUUAAGCUUAAGACUUUUGUUGAAUUAACAAUGGAUGUUACAUCCGCUUCACCUCGACGAUACUUCUUUGAGAUUAUGAGCUUCUAUGCAACAGCUGAACAUGAGAAGGAAAGACUUCAAUACUUUGCCUCACCCGAGGGGCGGGAUGAUCUCUACAAUUACAAUCAGAAGGAAAGAAGAAGCAUUCUUGAGGUGCUAGAGGAUUUUCCUUCCGUACAAAUCCCUUUUGAUUGGCUAGUACAGUUAGUCCCACCGCUAAAACCAAGAGCUUUUUCGAUAUCUUCGUCUCCUUUGGCCCACCCUGCCGCAGUACAUUUGACUGUAAGCAUAGUAUCAUGGAUCACGCCUUAUAAGAGAACUCGGAAAGGUCUGUGCUCCUCUUGGCUUGCAAGCCUCGCACCUGAACAAGAGGUAAACAUACCGGUUUGGUUUCACAAAGGCUCCCUUCCUGCUCCAUCUCAGUCGCUUCCGCUCAUCUUAGUGGGACCCGGAACCGGAUGUGCGCCAUUCCGUGGAUUCAUAGCUGAGAGAGCCGUACAAGCUCAGUCUAGCCCGGUUGCCCCCGUCAUGUUCUUCUUUGGUUGCAGAAACAAAGACACAGACUUUCUAUACCGCGAUUUCUGGGAGUCUCACGCAAGAGAAGGAGGCAUGCUCUCUGAAGGAAAAGGCGGUGGCUUUUACACAGCGUUCUCUAGAGACCAACCAAAGAAGGUUUACGUGCAACAUAAGAUCCGCGAAAUGAGCAAGAGAGUUUGGGAUUUACUCUGUGAUGGAGCCGCUGUUUACGUGGCGGGCUCGUCGACGAAAAUGCCUUGUGAUGUGAUGUCGGCUUUCGAAGAUAUUGUGUCGGAGGAGACAGGAGGAGGAUCAAAGGAGGUAGCUUCACGGUGGCUUAAGGCUUUGGAGAAGACAGGGAGGUACAAUGUUGAAGCUUGGUCUUAACUCUCUAACUUCCUUCAUAUGUAAUCUUAUUACAUAUAUGUUCUCUGAUUAUUUUAUUGCUGGCACAUUAAUUUUUAUUUUUAUUUUGAUAAUUCAUACAAAUUAAUUAAAAGUGAAGAUGAUGUGUCGAAGGUUAAGGUUGAUAUAGAUUUAGUUUUGAAAUACAUAUUUUUUUGUUGGUUUGUUUGUUUUUCAAAAUCGUUAAUUGGA
Arabidopsis thaliana (thale cress) is the source of this 2399-nucleotide messenger RNA. RefSeq names its product Flavodoxin family protein. The transcript has 12 exons. Gene Ontology annotation, cellular component: nucleus; cytoplasm. Gene Ontology annotation, biological process: iron-sulfur cluster assembly. The record is from RefSeq and is marked reviewed. Gene Ontology annotation, molecular function: NADP binding; oxidoreductase activity; oxidoreductase activity, acting on NAD(P)H. Lineage: Eukaryota; Viridiplantae; Streptophyta; Magnoliopsida; Brassicales; Brassicaceae. Bases 318 to 2189 code for a protein of 623 amino acids.